Messenger RNA from Eptesicus fuscus (big brown bat), 1610 nucleotides. It is a transcript of the gene PSTPIP1, whose product is annotated as proline-serine-threonine phosphatase interacting protein 1. The record is from RefSeq and is a predicted model, not a curated record. Gene Ontology annotation, cellular component: plasma membrane; cytoplasm; actin filament. The transcript is spliced from 15 exons. NCBI's taxonomy places the organism in Eukaryota, Metazoa, Chordata, Mammalia, Chiroptera, Vespertilionidae. Gene Ontology annotation, biological process: actin filament polymerization. Bases 188 to 1438 code for a protein of 416 amino acids. Gene Ontology annotation, molecular function: actin filament binding.
GCUCUUUUGCUCCCUCUGGCAGCUCAUCUCUAGCUUGUGGGUGUCUUCUGAGGUGCUGCAGACAGCAUCAGCCAAGUCGGGAACGACUGGGCCAACACUGUCAGUACUGGGACAGUGUGCCUGGUUCCUGGACCUCGUUCAGCCCUGUCUGUGGGAGGAGAGAAAGCUUUGUCGUGGCAGCCUGAGGAUGAUGCCCCAGCUUCAAUUCAAAGAUGCCUUUUGGUGCAGGGACUUCACAGCCCAUACAGGCUAUGAGGUGCUGCUGCAGCGGCUGCUGGAUGGCAGGAAGAUGUGCAAGGACAUGGAAGAGCUGCUGAGGCAGAGGGCCCAAGCCGAGGAGCGGUACGGGAAGGAGCUGGUACAGAUUGCCCGGAAAGCAGGCGGCCAGACAGAGAUCAACACCCUGAGGGCCUCCUUUGACUCCCUGAAGCAGCAAAUGGAAGACAUUGGGAACUCCCACAUACAGCUGGCCCUCGCCCUGCGUGAGGAGCUCCGCAGCCUUGAGGACUUCCGAGAGAGGCAGAAGGAGCAGAGGAAAAAGUACGAGGCUGUUAUGGACCGUGUCCAGAAGAGCAAGCUGUUACUCUACAAGAAGGUCAUGGAGUCCAAGAAGACAUAUGAGCAGAAGUGCCGGGACUCAGAUGACGCCGAGCAGGCCUUCGAGCGUAUUAGCAUCAACGGCCAACAGAAACAGGUGGAAAAGAGCCAGAACAAAGCCAAGCAGUGCAAGGACUCAGCCACGGAGGCAGAGCGGGUGUACAGGCAGAACAUUGAGCAUCUGGAGAAAGUGCGGGGCGAGUGGGAGCAGGAGCACCAAACCACCUGUGAGGCCUUCCAGCUUCAAGAGUUUGACAGGCUGACCAUCCUCCGAAAUGCCCUAUGGGUGCACUGCAACCAGCUCUCCAUGCAGUGCGUCAAGGAUGAUGAGCUCUAUGAGGAGGUUCGGGUGACGCUGGAAGGCUGCAGUGUGGAAGCCGACAUCAACAGCUUCAUCCAGGCCAAGAGUACAGGCACUGAGCCCCCAGCUCCAGUACCCUACCAGAACUACUAUGAUCGGGAAGUCACCAUAUCAUCUGGCAGUCCUGGCAUACAACCUUCCUGUGGCAUGAUAAAAAGAUUCUCUGGGCUGCUGCAUGGAAGUCCCAAGACUGCACAGUCGGCAGCCUCUGCAGCCUCCACAGACACCCUGACUCCCACCCGCAAUGAGAAUGAGGUUGUCUACGCCGCUGUCGCAGUGCAGGAGGCACCAGGACCCCCCACCCUGCCAGCCCGGGACUACAGGGCAAUCUAUGACUACAAAGCCCAGAAUUCUGAUGAGCUGGACAUCUCUGCUGGGGACAUCCUGGAGGUCAUCCUAGAAGGGGAGGAUGGCUGGUGGACAGUGGAACAGAAUGGGCAGCGUGGCUUUGUACCUGGUUCCUAUCUGGAGAAGCUCUGAGGAAGAGGCAACAGCCCGCACCUGGACCUGCCCUAUCUGUGGAGCCAGCAGUAUCUUCAUCACUGCAAGGCUGAGUCCCCAAGACCAAGCCAGCCCCCCAACCCCAUGAGUGCUGGCUGCUCACAUAGCAGUCUCUCAUACAGGGAAUAAAGGAGUACAUUCUUUAUCCUUG